Prionailurus viverrinus (fishing cat) is the source of this 930-nucleotide messenger RNA. Its product is annotated as olfactory receptor 4C11-like. Gene Ontology annotation, molecular function: olfactory receptor activity; G protein-coupled receptor activity. Gene Ontology annotation, biological process: G protein-coupled receptor signaling pathway. The record is from RefSeq and is a predicted model, not a curated record. NCBI's taxonomy places the organism in Eukaryota, Metazoa, Chordata, Mammalia, Carnivora, Felidae. Gene Ontology annotation, cellular component: membrane.
AUGCAGCAAAAUAACAGCGUAACUGAGUUUGUACUAUUAGGAUUGACCCAAGAUCCUAUGAGACAGAAAGUGGUAUUUGUAAUCUUCUUCAUUUUUUAUGUGGGAACUGUGGCAGGGAAUUUGCUUAUUAUUGUGACCAUCAAGUCCAGCCGGACACUUGAGAGCCCCAUGUACUUUUUCCUAUUUUAUUUGUCCCUUGCUGAUUCCUGUUUUUCAACUUCCACAGCCCCCAGACUAAUUGUGGAUGCACUCUCUGCAAAAAAAAUCAUCUCUUACAAUGAGUGUAUGACUCAAGUCUUUUCACUACAUUUGUUUGGCUGCAUGGAGAUCUUUGUCCUCAUCCUCAUGGCCGUUGAUCGCUACGUGGCCAUCUGUAAGCCCUUACGUUACCCAACCAUCAUGAGCCGGCAGGUCUGCACCAUCCUGAUUGUUCUUGCAUGGAUAGGGUCUUUUAUACAUUCUAUAGCCCAGAUUAUCCUGGCCUAGUUGCCUUUCUGUGGACCCAAUUUGAUUGAUCAUUACUGCUGUGAUUUGCAGCCCUUGCUGAAACUUGCUUGCAUGGACACUUACGUGAUCAACACGCUCUUGGUGUCUAACAGCGGGGCCAUUUGCUCAAGCAGUUUUGUGAUAUUGAUGAUCUCAUACAUUGUCAUCUUGCAUUCGCUGAGAAACCACAGUGCAGAAGGGAGGAAAAAAGCUCUCUCUACUUGCACUUCCCACAUCAUUGUAGUAGUCUUAUUCUUUGGUCCAUGUAUAUUUAUUUAUACACGCCCCCCAACCACUUUCCCCAUGGACAAGUUGGUGGCCGUAUUUUAUACUAUUGGGACACCAUUUCUCAACCCACUCAUCUACACACUGAGAAAUGUAGAAGUGAAAAAUGCCAUGAGAAAGCUAUGGCAUCUCAAAAUUACCUCAGAAAACAAAAAAUGA